UUUCCUUACCCAGAAACUUCUAGAAACAACAUAACUUCUCUCUCUCUUUCUCUCUCUCUAUGCGGAGCUUCUGGCGCUGCAGUGGCGGAGGUUCAUUUUCAGGCACGGCGGUGUUUUUACUCCUCUGAUUCUGAUUCCACAAUCUUCUCGGGUGUGUUUUUUUGUUUCUUCGGAUUCUAAUCCGGAGGGAGGUUUAAUUGAUCAGAUUGAGGCCAGAGUUGUCCUGAAUCGGAGAUCCUUACGGUUUAGAUCUGGGAGAAGAGGAGAUGGCUCCGUCGACGGCGGAACCGAUCGUCGACUCUGGAUCAGGAGAUUCUCAGAGAUCUAUUCCGACGCCGUUUCUUACGAAAACUUAUCAGUUGGUUGAUGAUUCGGCUGUCGACGACUUCAUCUCGUGGAACGAUGACGGAUCUACCUUCAUAGUUUGGCGACCUGCCGAAUUCGCUCGAGAUUUACUUCCCAAAUACUUUAAACACAAUAAUUUUUCUAGUUUCGUUCGUCAGCUUAACACUUACGGAUUUCGAAAGGUUGUGCCGGACCGAUGGGAAUUUGCGAAUGAUUGUUUCCGGAGAGGUGAGAAAGGACUUCUCCGAGACAUUCAGCGGCGGAAAGUGGCGUUGUCUUCAGCGACGACGACGACGACGACGGCCGUAUCUGGGCCGGUGUUAGUUGCGGCGUCUCCAUCAGUGGUGGCUCAUGUGAUAUCGCCGUCGAACUCUGGGGAAGAGCAGGUGACAUCCUCGAACUCAUCGCCGAUGGCAUUUCAGCGAGGUACGAGCUGCACCACCUCGCCGGAACUUAUGGGGGAGAACGAGCGGUUGAGAAAGGAGAACAUGCAACUGAGUCACGAGUUGACUCAGUUGAAAGGGCUCUGUAACAACAUACUAUCGAUGAUGACGAAUUACGCUUCGGGCCACCACCACCAGUUGGAGUCGGUGAGCGUCCGCGACAUGAAGGCGCUGGAGCUCUUGCCAGCGAGACAGGCGAUGAAAGACGACGGCCCCGUCAGCGACGGGGUUCAGGAGGUGAGACUGAAGGUUGAGGAGACAACGACGGCAUCGCCGGCGAAGCGAACGGCGCCGAAACUGUUCGGAGUUUCAAUCGGAGUGAAGCGCAGGAGAGAGGAGGAAGAAGAAGAGGAAGAGGAAGAGGAAGAGGAAGAGGAAGAGGAAGAGGAAGAAGAGAUGGUGGGACAGAAUCACGUACUGUCGGAAGAAGGUGAGACCUUGUGGGAGAUCAAUGCUGAGCCGUUGGAUGAGAACUCUGAAAACCCAGAUGGAUCUGCGUUGCCAUGGCUUGAACUCGGAACUCAAUGCUCCUGACAUUAAACCGCGUCGUCGUCGGAGGUCACGAAUGAGAAGAAGAUUUAGAGAUUUCAGAGACAAGAGGAGACCACAACCGGGUCCCGACCGGACGAUGAAUAUCACGUGCCGGACACGCGAGCUGGAAAAUAUACAAAUUUAAAAUAUUUAUUUGUUUUAUUUUGUAAUUUUCUUUCUUGAGCUUUUGGGGAUGGGCUUAGGUUGGGUGGUUGGUCGGUUGGUCCUUGUAGAAGACGAAACCGUGGAAAAUGAACCGGGCUGGGUCGGUUGGUGAACGAGUAAAAUGACGGAAAACCCCUGGAAGAAUGACAAUCGGUAUUUUGUAAUUGUUACUUCCUAGUCUCUUCAAUUUUAAUUUCAAUCUUUUAAGUUAUUUA
Messenger RNA from Cucurbita moschata (crookneck pumpkin), 1699 nucleotides. Its product is annotated as heat stress transcription factor B-2b-like. Gene Ontology annotation, biological process: regulation of transcription by RNA polymerase II. The coding region runs from base 267 to 1322 and encodes 351 amino acids. The record is from RefSeq and is a predicted model, not a curated record. Gene Ontology annotation, cellular component: nucleus. NCBI's taxonomy places the organism in Eukaryota, Viridiplantae, Streptophyta, Magnoliopsida, Cucurbitales, Cucurbitaceae. The transcript is spliced from 3 exons. Gene Ontology annotation, molecular function: RNA polymerase II cis-regulatory region sequence-specific DNA binding; DNA-binding transcription factor activity.